Messenger RNA from Corvus hawaiiensis (hawaiian crow), 8208 nucleotides. RefSeq names its product leucine rich repeat containing 34 (gene LRRC34). Gene Ontology annotation, molecular function: protein binding. The record is from RefSeq and is a predicted model, not a curated record. The transcript is spliced from 12 exons. Bases 137 to 1747 code for a protein of 536 amino acids. Lineage: Eukaryota; Metazoa; Chordata; Aves; Passeriformes; Corvidae.
UGGCAGCGCUGCAGUGCAAGAAAACGGAGCCCACCCUCUCCUGCCUAGGAGGGCAGUGGUGAAAUCACCAGAGGGAUUUAUUUGCUGGGAAGGGCCAGCACAGGAAUCUUUGAAGGAGCAGCUGAUCCGUGUAACCAUGGACAGUUUUGCAAAGGCUCCUCGGAGACCGCGGGCAGACAAAUCCGUGCUCUGGGGGCGCGGAAAGGAGCCUGCCCUGCCCUGCCCUGCCCCGCCUGCAGGGUCUGGGCAGCACCGGGGGCUCAGCCCCGAGCAGGGACACCGGGGGGCUCCUGGCAGCUCCUGCUGCGGGCCCGAGACACCCUCGUUGGGAACGGGCUCCGUUACCGACCUGGGCUCGGAGCAGCCCCGUUACCGAGCCCACCGCGGGCCGGCCACCGCAGGCUGGGCUGGGGACAGGGGAGAGGUGGUCAUCGCUCAGGUCAUGUCGGUUCUUCAAGAUCUUCACCUGCACUAUGUGCAGGCCUGUCAAAAUUUGAGCCAGCCUGAAAACCCCUUCAUUGCUCGUGUGCUUCAAGAAGCUAAUAAAAAUGAUGACAUAAGUUCAAAAGGAAUCACAUUAAAAUUAGCUGGAAAUAAUCAUCUGGUGCCUGUGCUGAGAGUUACAGAUGACGAUCUUGGAGUUCUUGUCUCUGUCUUAGGCCAAGCUGCCUUUAUCACAGGUUUGGAUCUUGCCUAUAAUGUAUUGACUGAUGCUGGAGCAAAGACCAUGGCAACAUUCCUCCAGGAAAAGUCCACUCUGAGGUACCUGAACCUGAUGUUCAAUGACAUAGGUGCAAGUGGAGCAGAGCUGAUAGCAGGAGCACUCCAUAGGAAUGAAAGUCUUGUGCACCUGAGAAUGACUGGAAACAAAAUAGGAAACCAAGGUGGAAUGUUCUUUGCUUCAAUGCUAAAAAUUAACUCAACCUUAGAGAAGUUGGAUCUUGGAGACUGUGAUGUGGGCCUGCAGUGUCUGAUAGCAAUAGCCAUAGCCCUGACUCAGAACAAAUCUCUAAAAGCAAUAAACCUAAAUUGUCCUUUGCUGUCCAACCAACAGGAAGAGACCACAGUUCAUAUAGCUCGGAUGUUGAGGAGUAACUCUUCUCUUCUGGAACUACACUUGGGCAAGCAUGAAAUGAAAAACUUUGGUGUAGAGCGACUGUGUGAGGCCCUGUAUGAAAACUCCAGCCUGAGAUACCUUGACCUUAGCUGUAAUAACAUAACCUGUGAUGGUGUGAAAUUUUUGGGAGAGCUACUAAAAAGGAACCAAACCCUGGAGAUCCUGGAUCUUAAUGCAAACCGAAUAGAAGAUGUUGGAGCCAUUUACCUGAGUGAGGCCUUGCUUACAUGGAACAGGACUCUGCAGGCGUUGUCCAUAGUAAGCAACAAUAUAACUGGCAAAGGACUUGUAGCUCUUGCACACACAAUGCAAUUCAACACGCAACUUUCCCAUAUUUACAUCUGGGGGAACAAAUUUGAUAGAAGCACCUGUGUGGAAUUCUCGGAGCUGAUCGAGAUGGGCCGCCUGCAGCUGGGCUGCACCGACGUGGCUCCCUACAAGGUGGACGGGAAGGUUUUCCUGGCAGAGCUGUCCCACGGGCUGGCCAAGCACCGCUACUGGGCCCCGCGCUGCGCCACCGUGGCCCCCGGCGCCGCCAACGCCAGCCUGGACAUUGUCGCUGUCUCGGAGUAUUUGAAGGAUGGAGCAAUGAAAACGAAAGUUGGGGAUACACUGAAUGUGGUGGUUUGAGAAGAAUCUGCACACUACGAACAUUCCUAAAUUUUGAAAUAAUUAGGUAAGCCUGUGUUGGUGCUUUUCUGAGUGCUGCUGCUCUGGAUCACUGCAGGCUACACUCUGAUAGUCUCAGUACUGACACACUGGUGACAGAAUUUCUUGCCAGAAAAACCACUGCAAGAUUCAGACAGGUAUUUUUUCAGUGUAUCUUUCUUUCCCUUGUCAGGUAUAUGAAAUUCAGGCUAAUUCAGUGCUCAAAUUAAGUCUUAAUUUACUUGUAGGAAUGACAUUUGUUAAUCUGAGGUGGUCACAGGUACCCAACUUUACCAACAGCAGUAUUUUGUUUUUAGUGAUGUGGUAAGAUGGCAGCACUAUCAUAGAUCAAGGAUAAAUGGCAUCUACUUUCAAAAGUGCUGGUGUAUGUGUUUGAAGUACUUGCACUCUAUCUGAACCCCUGUUUAACAGCUACUUGUUCUGCCCAUAAAGCACUCUCCAUUAUUGACAAUAUCCAUAGAAACAGUUCAUGUGUUACAGUUUUCUCUGAUACUCCUUUUUAAGAAAGGGCUGCAGAGUAAUUCCUACCAAAUUCUGUAUAAACAGCUUCCUGCCAACUAAGACAAUUAUUUGUGCAAAACCCUGUAUUGCUUAAAGAGGCCUGUGCCAGACUUUUACUGCUUCCUUUUUCUGACCUUGAAAUUCUUAGAAGAUGCAUCUUGUGUUCUUUGGAAUGAGAGAAUUUACAUAGGCUAGAAAUUUUUUGCCAUGUCCUUCUGAGUUAUUCUAGUAGCUAAAGCAAGCAUAAUCCUGCCCUGAAAACCAUUUUUUCAGCUUUUAGACCUCACUGUACCUUGCUGAAAGGCAGCAUUUUUGCCCCAAUUUUAGAGGAGAGGCAAAUGACUGAUCCAGCAGGGCAGGGGUGCAGCAGAGGUCCCCCAAAUCCUACCGUGCCAGGGUGGUGACAGGGGUUGUGUCUGAUUGGUUCCCUCCUGCUUUUGUUGUUACCCCUUGCAGUUAUGAACAGGAGACACAAGGUGAGGGAAAAUUACAAAACAAGUUUAUUAAAGUCUAACAUAAAACACUUCAGGCUAAAUAUGUACAACUCCCUCCCUUCCCAAGGGAUUAUAAAAUUGAGAGUUGAGGUAUAUACAAAUAACAGAGAAAAAAUUGUAUAUACAUGACAGAUACUUUAAAAAUAAUUUAACCAAAAAAAUCAGUUAUUAGUCCUUAUCUGAACUUAAUUCUGCAAGGCUUAUUGAGCCUCUCCAGGAUCACAGCCUUGAAAUCCUUCAUGUGGAACUUGUCUGUACUUGAAAAUUGUUUUGUAGCACAUGAUUUCAGAAAGGUUGUCAUGCUUUGUGCCCACUUAGAGGCACGAAUUUAGAAGUAAAUGUGAUACAAGGAGCUAAUCUCACCUAACUACUUCCAGUCAAUUCAGAGAUUUAGAGAUGCAGAUAAGCUAUUCAGGCAAAACUUGCACCAACCUCAGUACAAAAUUGCCUGAAACAGCAGUGUGACAAAUCAUGUCAUUUUCUCUGUAUUACUCUUAAUAGAAUUAUUGAAAUUCCUUCUUUUCUUUUCUUUUGAAAGGACAUGUAUGCCUAAAAAGAUUCCAUGCUCUCCCAUAUUAAUCCCUUACAGAAAUUACCAGUACUGUUAUAAGCCUUGUACUUCAAAAUGAAUCCAGAAUCCUUAAGCCUAGGACUUAGAUGUGCAGCUGAUUUCCAUGCAUCUAUUGGCAAAAGGUACAGUCCAGACCUACAGCCUGAACACACCUACAAAUAUAUAUAUUUAUUUAUUUAAAAUCUAUAUUCUAGUAAAUGAAUACAGUUGGCAGAGAUCAUACCUCAGCAGCUGAGAUAUCUUCAUGAAAGAUGAGGAUAAAAAUCAAGAUUCUCAGAUGGGGACUCAAGAGUGCAGGUCACUAAAUUAUUGCUCCAAGACAAAACUACAAGCCUGUGUAUUCUAUUAAGAAAGGUUAAAAUUGUUGUCUUGUAAAAAAUAAUGAAUAUCUCCUUGUCUAUAAAGAAAACUAAAUGACUAAUAAAGCAACUGUUACUGUUAUAAGUAUCUAAACAAAUCCUGUAUAAAUCUAAGCACUGUAUUUUUUUAAAAAGUCUGAAAUCUAAGAAUACAGUAAUAAGCUAUAAUUUUAGAAAUAUAAAAACAGUCCAAACAAACACUGUUAUGGAAUGCAUUCUCUAUGUAGGAAUGUAUUUAUUGUUUAGGUUUCUUUCCAGAGCUAGUUCUCUCUCCUGGUUGUUUAUCCUGGCUAUGUUUACCUUGAGCUGCUUUUCCUCGGGUACCAGCAGCAUAUCAUCAGUUUGUCUUCCAAAGCUGCUCAAAUAUGGAAGUUGUAUGAUGUUUUCUUUCUCAGUAUUCAUGACUAAACCUGUGUCUAUCCCAAGAUUUCCGCUCUACUUUCAGAGAGAGACAGUAAAGAGGAAGCUUAGUACAAGCUACACACAGUCAAGAUCCCAAUUUUGUGGUUCUUCAGUCUUAAAUGGCAAGGCUGAGGAAUCCCUUGGGGGCUACACCAACAACAGAAGCUGAAAGAGACAAGAGGGGAGACCAAGGGAAAUGCCAAAAAAAAAAAAAAUACCAGAGAACUUAAUCCUUUGUCUUUUGCCAGCUUUAUGAACAUCAGCUGUUCAUAAGCGUAGCGGGAUAGACAAGCAGAGAAAUUAAAGGCCCAGCAAUAAUUAGGUCCAGUGGGGACAGCGUGAGAGAUUCCUGUAUUAGGGAUGUUCCUGUUGAACAUGGCUGUACUCCUGCUGUCCAUGGUAGGCUUCAUCAGCAAAUCUACCAUAUAUUAAAGCAUAAAAUGUGACCAAGCAGCAGGUUAGAGAUGUACCAAAUACUAAAAUGAUCAACACAAAGCAGCAAAAGGUCUAUUACUUGACAAAUACAAACAUGUAGGAAGAGAAAAAAAAAAUUAUAGUCACACUCAGGAGUCAAGGGACCAUUUUCAGACUCUUUAAAUGAAAUCCUCCAGGAAAUUUUUCACAAGUCUGUUUAAUUAAGGUGCAGAUUAAUUAUUACUCCAUGUGGAACAGAAUCAGUUAAGAGGUAUCUUCUAUGCUCUUCUAUUUAUCAGUGUCUGGACACAAGGCAUCGGUGGAAAUAAAUGCUAGCACCAAGUAAAUAACCAACAAAGGACAGCUUUAAAUGCAUUGUUGGUACAGUAUCAUGACUGUUUCAUUAUUGUUUGAUGAUUACAUAAAUAAUGCUUACAAUUGUUAAUGGCACAAACUGGCACAAUGGAGUAGAAAAGUACUUCUAUUGUCAUCUAGUCUUUUAUGACCCUACCAAGACAUUAAAAUGUUGCUUUUUAAAUAUGUCUGUUGCUAGUAAUAAAACCUAUCUUUACAUGGGCCUUGCUAGGUACCAGUUUUGUGCAGUUACUGUGGACAAGUGACAUGAGAGGUAAAGCAAUACACAAAAACUUCAAUUAGAACAAAUCAGUUAAACUCUAACAAUUCCUUGCCUGGAAGAACAUCAAUCUGCUCUGUUGUAUUAUUCUUUAAUGCCCCCUCAUGUAGUGUUCAUUUAUUAUUUUCACAGUGAAGGGCAGGGUUUAUUUCCUCUUUUGUACUUCCUCUCUAGCACAAGAAGCAGCACUACAGCAAAGAAAGGAUUACGAAGCUCUGAUUCAUGCCUCACUAAUUAACUCACUGCAUCUUUCCGUCUCAUCUACAGCAGGCAUGUCCCAGCUCCCCUUUUGUUGCUAUUUGUGCCAAACCCAGGAUGUUUCAGGGAUGUGAAAAAUAACUCUGGGACAAGAUACAACAAUGCUGGAUUCACUUAAACAAACAAACAAAGGCAACCAGUUGGAAAGAAGACCCAGUAGUAUCUAUGCCAUUAGGACCCUCCAACUUGCCACACUACAGACAAAAAUUAACGCUCCUUUACUUUCCUUGUCAGGAAAAUACACCCAAACCUUUCUUUCCCUCUGGUCAGGCUUCCCCUGAAGAUGGCACUUCUGGCAGCCAGCAGCAAACCUAUGCAAGCACCUCAGCAGAGCACUGACCACUCAUCAUGCACCAUUCGAACACCUUGGAGUGCAGGCUUACUAAUACAUCCAAAUUAUGAUUUCCCCCUACACCUCUGGGUUGAUCUUCCUAAACUAUCAAAUAUGGCUUAAAACAUCUGUUCUCAAAUGGCAUUGUGACACAUCAAAUCAGCAGGAACAUGGGAAGAGAACUCCAAAAUACAUUAACAUAUGUAACAGAGAAUUCUUAAGGCAGGUGUUGCUGGAAAGGAAUCAUCUCCUGGAAAUCAGUGUUAAUCACAAACAGAAAUUUGAUUGUAGAUUAGCACAAUUCAGCACUGCACAAUGGAAAUGCCUUACAGGUGUCUUUACACAGAGGAAAACAAAGAACAAGUCCAAUUCAGAGAGCAUGACUGGUUGUUUGAUUGUGUUCAUCUUACCAAACAUUUCCAAGUUCACUACCAAACUACCUGGAUAGCUCUGCACUGCUCUGUCAGUACAACUGCUGCAGGAAAAUAAACUGAGGUUCUGAAUAUCCAGUCACAGCAGAUCUCAGUAAUGUUUCUGAUGAAGGGGACUGGCUCCCUGUCACAGGGAGCAGCAUCUGAUGGUCUUCAGUCCCAAUGGGGAGAGGAAGAGCUAAAGACAUCUCAGAGGGUUUCACAUCUAUGGACUCCGAUAAUGGACUUUUCUGACUCUGAAUGGAUUCUUGUUCAUUGAAAGAAUUAUCAAGUGCAGUAGAAUCAGGGGGAGUUUCAGGUCCUGUGGAAACAAACAAACAAAAAAAACCAACAAAACCCCAGAAAGAAAUGUUCAAAAGCUUGUGCACAAAUUCUGCAAAUUCCCUUUCAAAAGACUGUCAGAGCCAACACCUGGUGUGUCACAGGCUGCCUGGGCAGCUGGGAUAUUGGUACUUCCAUGUGCUGCAAAGCCAGACCAGCUGUAAGUACAAUGUCAGCACUGGGAAUCAACAUCUGCUGCUGCUUGUAGUGUGACAACUGGAAGGAUGAUGCAUUCCAACCUGAUUUCUACUUGGCAUGGUACAGAAGAUAACAAACCCUUAACAUCACAGUGAACAAAGGAUCUAUGGAAUCAUGAAAGUUUCCUUGAGAUUUUCCACCCCAGAAAGUCUCAGAAGCAGAGCCACAUCCAAGCAUCCUCCUUUAAAUGAGAUAGCAGUGUACGAAGUAUCAUCUGUCUGUAAACUUCUUUGGAAGACAACAUUUGUUAACUUCAUUCCAGCCAGCCAGAUUUUACCCAGUCACUUGAAAAAUUACUUUCUAUUCAGAACUGAAAUGCCUGUUAGCAGGUUCCUUGCUGCCUUCCUGCUGGAAUGCAGCCGGCCACUGCUCUUGGAUGGCUCUCUGACAAAGCCACAUUGGGUAUCUGACCCUUCCUCUACCAAAGCAUGCUCCAAAGCCUAUUACUUCAGUGCUGAGGCACUUGUGGCUGCCUGCUGUCUCUCCAUGAGAGCUGGCCUGCCUUGGCAGCUCUCCCAGCUCACCCCUCCAGCUCUGCCAGGUGCUCUCCACACUCAGUGCUGCUCUGCCCUCACCACUGCCUUCCUGCUGCACUGGGGCCUUUCUAAAUUCAAAGCUGUCUCUGCAUAUGGCUCAUUUUCUCACCCUCUCCCUCCCAAUCCAGAUGUAAACAGGCACCAAUUAUUCCCUUUUCCAUAUGAUAGGAGCAAGAGAUUUAUGGUCAAUACACAAGGAUGGACAGAGGACGAGGAGUAUGGAGCCAGUGUUGAACAAGGCUGGAUACAGAUGCUUUUGGCCCUAAAAACAACUACUAUCCAAAAUUCUUUUGUUUUCUAAUUUCAGGCCUGGAUGAGCAAGAAGAUUUAUUCAGCACGGCAGGCAAAAGAGCUGAUGUGGUUUCUUAACCUUUCUUUGCACAAGGAACUCACCUGUGUGAACUUUCGUUUUGUGCUUCUUAAGAUUUUUUAUAUCUGUGUAAGAAUUUCCACACAUUUCACAGAUAAAUGGUCUUUCACCUGAAAAAAAUUGGUUUGGCAGUGAGAACAAUCUUGGUGUUGAAAAAAAUACAGUUAGAGACAUAGGAUAACAGAUUUCAACGUUCUAUUUUGAAAUACAACUUUGUAACUCUUAUUUUGUCUGUCUCUCUAUUCAGAAUAAAAUUAUUUCCAGAAUAAUAGUUUAAAACAAAGCAACAAGACCCAAACAUUUUAAGUAAAACCUCCAUCAUACAUCAAUACCUACGCUGUGGCACAGAUACUACUCUGAAAAAGGCAAUUAAACAAAAUUAAUGAAUAUUUUCUUUACAUUAUGUUAACCCAGAGAUACAUAAAUUAAGAAACUGCUCUACUUUCAAGUACAGCCCAAUACAGUGUAUUUUAAAGGCAAAAGAGUAAAAGUAGAUUAUAAUUUAUAGUGCAGGAAGCAGCUUGUCUGAAAACUGACCUGUAUGGGACCGAAAAUGUUUAUUGAGCUCUCCAGAGGAAAUAAAACUCUUUUCACAAAUGCCA